Molecule: messenger RNA, 1872 nt
Organism: Trichoderma virens Gv29-8
Lineage: Eukaryota; Fungi; Ascomycota; Sordariomycetes; Hypocreales; Hypocreaceae
Exons: 2
Coding region: 1-1872 (623 amino acids)
Molecular function (GO): DNA binding
Source: RefSeq, a predicted model, not a curated record
AUGAGCCCUGUGGUCAUUGCUGAUUCUGAUGACGAAAGUGACUCAAACGAGCACGCCGCCGCCGCCCCAGCGGUAACGGCCCCCAAGGCGCAAACACGAUCAUUUGAGCAUGGAAGCCUUGCAACUGCGUCAACGGAUUCGAUUUUCUUCCGGCAAGUCUUCAAUGAGCAGAAUGGAGCCGCUUGCGAGAGAGCCCAGCAGCUACAGCGAGACCUCGACGAUGCGCCGCAUCAGAGCUCAGCCAUGACCAUCCCUGAUGUUCCCUUCCAGCGGACCACCAGAGGCUUCUACCAUUCAUCUGUCACAUCGGCCACAGAACCUCACACGGAUAGGCUUCCAAAUACCCAGAUUGGAAAGCCUUCGUCCGAUUGGGCUCAGAUUCCCUCUCCAAAGCAGAAGCAAGAUGAAGCUCGGAAGGCGGACCUUUGGGAAGUACCAAGCAGUCCAGAAGCCCCCGAAUCUUUGCAAGGGCAAUCGAAGGGGUAUAGUCACACGAUGCUGGAUCAAUCGCAUAGGAGAGAUGAAUCACCUACUGAGAAGGAUGCACUUUCAGAUGGCCAUUGGGAUGACCAAGAGCUUACUGGGAGACGAGGCAAGAAGCGGAGACGGCUAGACGAAUCUGGCAGUACACAUUCGACGGCUGACGAUGUUAAUUUGAUUAUUUUUCCUUCUAGCAGCAAGGAUAUCGCCAACGAUGAACUGGAGAUGGGAGCAGCAUCGAGUGUACCUCUCCCUACAAUGCCUAUUGACGCCAAUUCAGCAUUCUAUCUCAGACACCCGUCCCCGACAGAACGCCAACAGUCAUCUCAUUUUGAGAUGGCCUUAGAAUCCAACGAUGUUCCAAAAUACAACAAUCUACUCUUGAAGCAGCAGACACAGUAUGCUGUUGGCUCAAGCGGAACGGCUACCAAUGUCAACACGCCGCGAAGCCAAAUGUUCUCGAGCAAUAAUUUUAGCAUUAUGGCUCCUGGAGAGCAAAGCAGGGAAGUAUCUACGAAGAAAGUAGAGUACCGAAGCUAUAGCACACGAAGGAACUCGUCUCCUGACAUAAUUUCUACGCUGACACCCCGUUUGAAUAAGGUUACUUCCGAGCCGGAGUAUUCACCUGGUCUAAAUCCUGAGUCCAAGCCCGAUCAGGAAUGCUGUGACGAAAGAGAUUCUUCAGCUCAUCAGCCCCCACCACAAGAGUUGCAGUCGGGGGAGAGUGAUGCCGAAUUCGUGGCACAUCGUACGCCAAUGGCCAAGUCUAAGAAGAAGAGGGGUCGUCCAAAGAAGCCUCCAGAAACUGACGAGCCCCUGCCAGUGAAACAGGCUGCAGGUCCUGUAUCGGCGGCGGCUGAUGGAACACCAGCUGCAGCAGUGCAGAAGAAGAAACGAGGGAGACCUAAGAAACAGUCGACUGAUACAGCGGUAGAUGGUGCCCCGCCUCCCGCCGCCACUCCCGUCUCUGCCCUUGAUUCUAGCAAAAAUACGAGAGCCACCUUGGGCCUAGAAAAGGCUUCAGAUAGGAGUGAUGGGGACAAUAUCCAAGCAGCCACAAAGCAAAGUUCAGUGGAGAUGCCAAGUGGGCAGGGAGCUACCGUAGGCGCCUCGUCCGCGGCAGAGGAGACGGAGUGUGUUAAGGAUCAGGCAACCCCAGGCAGCCAGGAGAAACCGAAGGAUCAUUCCGCUAGCCGGAAUAUUCCUAAUAGGCCACGAGACGAAGACGAAUCCAAAGAGCCAAGGCAGCCUGCUGCACGAACGAGAGAAGAGAAAUCGGGGGGUGACAAGAAGGGAUCUUCGGCACAAGGGAUGACCAAACCCCUGUACAGGGUUGGGCUGAGCAAGCGAUUUAAGAUUGCCCCGCUGCUCAAGUCGGUACGCAAACCAUGA